Molecule: messenger RNA, 12470 nt
Organism: Oryctolagus cuniculus (rabbit)
Lineage: Eukaryota; Metazoa; Chordata; Mammalia; Lagomorpha; Leporidae
Source: RefSeq, a predicted model, not a curated record
AGAGCCCGGAGUCGGCGACAAAAGGAGCGACCCGGAGGGCCGUUUGCGGCCGGACUGAUCGGGCGAGGGCUUGGGGCCGCGUCUGGCCACCCCGGCCAGCCUGGCACCGCCCGUUGUCCACGCAGGGGCCCGGCGCGCGGAACCCAGGCCGGGUGAGCUGAUGGGCCCAAUACCUUUCUCCUGAGACGUAAACCAGCUCAAAGGAAAAAUGGCGUUCGUUGCAACACAAGGGGCCACUGUGGUUGACCAAACCACUCUGAUGAAAAAAUACCUUCAGUUUGUGGCGGCUCUCACGGAUGUAAAUACACCUGAUGAAACGAAGCUAAAAAUGAUGCAAGAAGUUAGUGAAAAUUUUGAGAACGUGACGUCCUCGCCUCAGUAUUCCACAUUCCUGGAACACAUUAUCCCUCGGUUUCUUACCUUUCUUCAGGACGGAGAAGUUCAGUUUCUUCAGGAGAAGCCCGCCCAGCAACUUCGGAAACUAGUACUUGAGAUAAUUCAUCGAAUACCAACCAACGAACAUCUUCGUCCUCAUACAAAAAAUGUUUUGUCUGUGAUGUUUCGCUUUUUAGAGACGGAAAAUGAAGAAAAUGUUCUUAUUUGUCUAAGAAUAAUUAUUGAGCUACAUAAACAGUUCCGACCACCGAUCACGCAAGAAAUACAUCAUUUUUUGGAUUUCGUGAAGCAGAUAUACAAGGAGCUCCCGAAAGUUGUGAACCGCUACUUUGAGAACCCGCAGGUGAUCCCCGAGAACACAGUCCCUCCCCCAGAAAUGGUUGGCAUGAUCACAACAAUCGCCGUGAAGGUCAGCCCCGAGCGUGAGGACAGCGAGACGCGCACGCACUCCAUCAUUCCCAGAGGCUCGCUGUCCCUGAAAGUGUUGGCCGAGUUGCCCAUCAUUGUUGUCUUAAUGUACCAGCUCUACAAACUGAACAUCCACAACGUUGUUGCUGAAUUUGUGCCUCUGAUCAUGAAUACCAUUGCGAUUCAGGUAUCUGCGCAAGCCAGGCAGCAUAAGCUUUACAACAAGGAGCUGUAUGCUGACUUCAUCGCUGCCCAGAUUAAAACACUGUCGUUUUUAGCUUACAUCAUCAGAAUUUACCAGGAGCUGGUGACCAAGUACUCGCAGCAGAUGGUGAAAGGCAUGCUGCAGCUGCUUUCCAAUUGUCCAGCGGAGACGGCGCACCUCCGGAAGGAGCUGCUGAUUGCCGCCAAGCACAUCCUCACCACAGAGCUGAGGAACCAGUUCAUCCCCUGCAUGGACAAGCUGUUUGAUGAGUCCAUUCUCAUCGGCUCGGGGUACACGGCUCGGGAGACGCUAAGGCCGCUCGCCUACAGCACGCUGGCUGACCUCGUGCACCACGUCCGCCAGCACCUGCCCCUCAGCGACCUCUCCCUCGCCGUCCAGCUCUUUGCCAAGAACAUCGACGAUGAGUCCCUGCCCAGCAGCAUCCAGACCAUGUCCUGCAAGCUCCUGCUGAACCUGGUGGACUGCAUCCGCUCCAAGAGCGAGCAGGAGAGCGGCAACGGCAGGGACGUGCUGAUGCGCAUGCUCGAGGUUUUUGUCCUCAAAUUCCACACCAUUGCUCGGUACCAGCUCUCUGCCAUUUUCAAGAAGUGCAAGCCUCAGUCGGAACUGGGAGCUGUGGAAGCAGCCCUGCCUGGGGUGCCCACGGCCCCCGCGGCCCCGGGCCCCACCCCCUCUCCCGCCCCUGUGCCCACCCCGGCCCCGCCCCCACCCCCCACCCCAGCGACCCCAGUGACCCCAGUGACCCCGGCCCCUGUGCCGCCCUUUGAGAAGCAAGGAGAAAAGGAUAAGGAAGACAAGCAGACGUUCCAGGUCACGGACUGCCGGAGCUUGGUGAAGACGCUGGUGUGUGGCGUCAAGACCAUCACGUGGGGCAUCACGUCCUGCAAAGCGCCCGGUGAAGCUCAGUUCAUCCCCAACAAGCAGCUGCAGCCCAAGGAAACACAGAUCUACAUCAAGCUCGUGAAAUACGCCAUGCAGGCUUUGGAUAUUUAUCAGGUCCAGAUCGCAGGCAGCGGCCAGACCUACAUCCGCGUCGCCAACUGCCAGACGGUGCGCAUGAAGGAGGAGAAGGAGGUGCUGGAGCACUUCGCCGGCGUCUUCACCAUGAUGAAUCCCCUGACGUUCAAGGAGAUCUUCCAGACCACGGUCCCGUACAUGGUGGAGAGGAUCGCGAAGAACUACGCUCUGCAGAUUGUUGCCAAUUCCUUCCUGGCCAAUCCCACUACCUCGGCGCUGUUCGCCACAAUUCUGGUGGAGUAUCUCCUGGAUCGGCUGCCGGAGAUGGGCUCCAACGUGGAGCUCUCCAACCUGUACCUCAAGCUGUUUAAACUGGUCUUCGGCUCCGUCUCCCUCUUCGCAGCUGAAAACGAGCAGAUGCUGAAGCCUCACCUGCACAAGAUUGUGAACAGCUCGAUGGAGCUCGCACAGACAGCCAAGGAGCCCUACAACUACUUCCUGCUGCUCCGGGCGCUCUUCCGCUCCAUCGGCGGGGGCAGCCACGACCUCCUGUACCAGGAGUUCCUGCCCCUCCUCCCCAACCUCCUGCAAGGACUGAACAUGCUGCAGAGCGGCCUGCACAAGCAGCACAUGAAGGACCUCUUCGUGGAGCUGUGUCUCACGGUGCCCGUGCGGCUGAGCUCUCUGCUGCCCUAUCUGCCCAUGCUCAUGGACCCCCUGGUGUCCGCGCUCAAUGGCUCGCAGACGUUGGUCAGCCAGGGCCUGCGGACUCUGGAGCUGUGUGUGGACAACCUGCAGCCUGACUUCCUGUACGACCACAUCCAGCCAGUGCGAGCAGAGCUCAUGCAGGCUUUGUGGCGCACUUUACGCAAUCCUGCCGAUAGCAUCUCUCACGUGGCCUACCGUGUCCUGGGCAAGUUUGGUGGCAGCAACAGGAAGAUGUUAAAGGAGUCCCAGAAGCUGCACUACGUCGUGACGGAAGUUCAAGGCCCCAGCAUUACCGUGGAGUUUGCCGACUGUAAAGCAUCUCUUCAGCUCCCCAUGGAGAAGGCCAUCGAAACGGCUCUGGACUGCCUGAAGAGCGCCAACACGGAACCCUACUACCGGCGGCAGGCGUGGGAGGUGAUCAGGUGCUUCCUGGUGGCCAUGAUGAGCCUGGAGGACAACAAGCACGCGCUCUACCAGCUCCUGGCCCACCCCAACUUCACAGAGAAGACCAUCCCGAACGUCAUCAUAUCCCACCGCUACAAGGCGCAGGACACGCCGGCCCGGAAGACAUUCGAGCAGGCUCUGACGGGGGCCUUCAUGUCGGCCGUCAUCAAGGACCUGCGGCCCAGCGCCCUGCCCUUCGUGGCCAGCCUGAUUCGCCACUACACCAUGGUGGCUGUGGCCCAGCAGUGUGGUCCAUUCUUGCUGCCUUGCUACCAGGUGGGCAGCCAGCCCAGCACAGCCAUGUUUCACAGUGAAGAAAACGGGUCGAAGGGGAUGGAUCCCUUGGUUCUGAUCGACGCCAUAGCUAUUUGCAUGGCCUACGAGGAAAAGGAACUCUGCAAGAUCGGGGAGGUGGCCUUGGCUGUGAUAUUUGACGUUGCGAGUAUCAUCCUAGGCUCCAAGGAGAGGGCGUGCCAGCUACCCCUGUUCUCCUACAUCGUGGAGCGCCUGUGCGCGUGUUGUUACGAGCAGGCUUGGUAUGCAAAGCUGGGGGGCGUGGUGUCCAUCAAGUUCCUCAUGGAGCGGCUGCCUCUCACAUGGGUUCUCCAGAACCAGCAGACGUUCCUCAAAGCACUCCUGUUCGUCAUGAUGGACUUGACCGGAGAGGUUUCCAAUGGGGCUGUCGCCAUGGCCAAGACCACCCUGGAACAGCUCCUGAUGAGGUGUGCGACCCCUCUGAAAGACGAGGAGCGGGCCGAGGAGAUCCUGGCUGCUCAGGAGAAGUCCUUCCACCACGUGACGCAUGACCUGGUUCGAGAAGUCACCUCUCCGAACUCCACCGUGAGAAAACAGGCUAUGCACUCCCUGCAGGUACUGGCCCAGGUCACUGGAAAAAGUGUGACAGUGAUAAUGGAACCCCACAAAGAGGUCCUCCAGGACAUGGUCCCACCCAAGAAGCACUUGCUGCGACACCAGCCGGCCAACGCCCAGAUCGGCCUCAUGGAGGGGAACACGUUCUGCACCACGUUACAGCCCCGCCUCUUCACCAUGGACCUGAACGUGGUGGAGCAUAAGGUGUUCUACACAGAGCUGUUGAACUUGUGUGAGGCCGAAGACUCCGCUUUAACGAAGCUGCCCUGCUACAAAAGUCUCCCCUCGCUUGUGCCCUUGCGAAUCGCAGCCCUGAAUGCGCUUGCAGCCUGCAAUUACCUUCCUCAGUCCAGAGAGAAGAUCAUCGCUGCGCUCUUCAAAGCCCUGAAUUCCACCAACAGUGAGCUCCAGGAGGCUGGGGAAGCCUGCAUGAGGAAGUUUUUAGAAGGCGCGACGAUAGAGGUCGAUCAGAUCCAUACGCACAUGCGCCCUCUGUUGAUGAUGCUGGGAGAUUACCGGAGCUUGACCCUGAACGUGGUGAAUCGGCUGACUUCCGUCACCAGGCUCUUCCCAAAUUCCUUCAACGAUAAAUUUUGUGAUCAGAUGAUGCAACAUCUGCGCAAGUGGAUGGAGGUGGUGGUCAUCACCCACAAAGGGGGCCAGAGGAGCGACGGAAACGAGAGCAUUUCAGAGUGCGGGAGGUGCUCCUUGUCUCCAUUCUGUCAGUUUGAGCCUGCCAUGGAAGGGGUAGAGGAAAUGAAGAUUUGUUCGGCCAUCAUAAACCUUUUCCACCUGAUCCCAGCCGCGCCUCAGACCCUGGUCAAGCCUCUGCUGGAGGUGGUCAUGAAGACAGAGCGCGCCAUGUUGAUUGAGGCGGGCAGUCCGUUCCGGGAGCCCCUCAUCAAGUUCCUCACGCGGCACCCCUCGCAGACGGUGGAGCUGUUCAUGAUGGAGGCCACGCUCAACGACCCCCAGUGGAGCAGGAUGUUCAUGAGUUUCUUGAAGCACAAAGAUGCCAAGCCGCUGCGGGACGUGCUGGCGGCCAACCCCAACAGGUUCAUCACGCUGCUGCUGCCGGGCGGCGCGCAGACGGCCGUGCGCCCCGGCUCGCCCAGCACCAUGCGCCUGGACCUCCAGUUCCAGGCCAUCAAGAUCAUCAGCAUCAUUGUGAAAAACGACGACUCGUGGCUGGCCAAUCAGCACUCCCUGGUGAGCCAGCUGCGGCGCGUGUGGGUCAGCGAGGCCUUCCAAGAGAGACACCGCAAGGAGAACAUGGCGGCCACCAACUGGAAGGAGCCCAAGCUGCUGGCCUAUUGUCUGCUCAACUACUGCAAAAGGAACUAUGGAGAUAUAGAACUGCUGUUCCAGUUGCUCCGAGCCUUCACGGGUCGCUUUCUCUGCAACAUGACGUUCCUGAAAGAGUACAUGGAGGAAGAGAUUCCCAAAAAUUACAGCAUCGCUCAGAAACGCGCCCUGUUUUUCCGCUUUGUAGACUUCAGUGACCCCAACUUUGGAGAUGAGCUGAAAGCCAAGGUCCUGCAGCAUAUCUUGAAUCCUGCUUUCUUGUACAGCUUUGAGAAGGGGGAAGGAGAGCAGCUCUUGGGACCUCCCAACCCAGAAGGAGACAGCCCAGAGAGCAUCACCAGCGUGUUCAUCACCAAGGUUCUGGACCCCGAGAAGCAGGCCGACAUGCUGGACUCGCUGAGGAUCUACCUGCUGCAGCACGCCACGCUGCUGGUGGAGCACGCCCCCCACCACAUCCACGACAACAACAAGAGCCGCAACAGCAAGCUGCGGCGCCUCAUGACCUUCGCCUGGCCCUGCCUGCUCUCCAAGGCCUGCGUGGACCCCGCCUGCAAGUACAGCGGACACCUGCUGCUGGCCCACAUCAUCGCCAAGUUCGCCAUACACAAGAAGAUCGUGCUUCAGGUGUUCCACAGCCUGCUCAAGGCGCACGCCAUGGAAGCACGCGCCAUCGUCAGACAGGCAAUGGCCAUCUUGACACCUGCGGUGCCUGCCCGGAUGGAGGACGGGCACCAGAUGCUGACCCACUGGACCAGGAAGAUCAUCGUGGAGGAGGGGCACACGGUCCCGCAGCUCGUGCACAUCUUGCAUCUGAUAGUGCAGCAUUUUAAGGUGUACUACCCGGUGCGCCACCACCUGGUGCAGCACAUGGUGAGCGCCAUGCAGCGGCUGGGUUUCACGCCCAGCGUCACCAUCGAGCAGAGGCGGCUGGCUGUGGACCUGUCUGAGGUCGUCAUCAAGUGGGAGCUGCAGAGGAUCAAGGACCAGCAGCCGGAUUCAGAUAUGGACCCCGGUUCCAGUGGAGAGGGCGUCCCGUCAGUGUCGUCGUCCAUCAAGAGGGGCUUGUCCGUGGACUCAGCACAGGAAGUGAAGCGCUUCCGGACAGCCACCGGCGCCAUCAGUGCGGUGUUCGGGCGGAGCCAGUCACUGCCGGGCGCCGACUGUCUCCUGGCCAAGCCCAUUGACAAGCAGCACACGGACACCGUGGUGAACUUCCUCAUCCGCGUGGCCUGUCAGGUUAACGACAACACCAACACGGCUGGGUCCCCUGGGGAGGUGCUGUCUCGCCGCUGUGUCAAUCUUCUGAAGACCGCCUUGCGCCCGGAUAUGUGGUCCAAGUCUGAGCUUAAGCUGCAGUGGUUCGACAAGCUGCUGAUGACUGUGGAGCAGCCGAACCAAGUCAACUACGGGAACAUCUGCACGGGGCUGGAGGUGCUGAGCUUCCUGCUGACGGUGCUGCAGCCGCCCGCCAUCCUCAGCAGCUUCAAGCCCCUGCAGCGCGGGAUCGCCGCCUGCAUGGCGUGCGGCAGCACCAAGGUGCUGCGGGCCGUGCACAGCCUGCUCUCGCGCCUCAUGAGCAUCUUCCCCACCGAGCCGAGUACGUCCAGCGUGGCCUCCAAGUACGAAGAGCUGGAGUGCCUGUAUGCGGCGGUCGGGAAGGUCAUCUACGAAGGGCUCACCAACUACGAGAAGGCUGCCAACGCCAACCCCUCGCAGCUCUUCGGGACGCUCAUGAUCCUCAAGUCUGCCUGCAGCAACAACCCGAGCUACAUAGACAGGCUGAUCUCGGUGUUCAUGCGCUCCCUGCAGAAGAUGGUGCGCGAGCACCUGAGUCCCCAGGCGGCGGGGAGCACAGACGCAGCCUCAGGGACGAGCGAGCUGGUGAUGCUGAGCCUGGAGCUGGUGAAGACGCGCCUGGCCGUGAUGAGCAUGGAGAUGCGCAAGAGCUUCAUCCAGGCCAUCCUCACGUCCCUCAUCGAGAAGUCGCCCGACGCCAAGAUCCUGCGCGCCGUGGUGAAGAUCGUGGAAGAGUGGGUGAAGAGCAGCUCCCCGACGGCCGCCAACCAGACACCCACGCUGCGGGAGAAGUCCAUCUUGCUUGUGAAAAUGAUGACCUACAUAGAAAAGCGCUUCCCGGAAGACCUUGAGUUAAACGCCCAGUUUUUAGACCUUGUUAACUAUGUCUACAGGGACGAGACGCUGUCGGGCAGCGAGCUCACCGCCAAGCUCGAGCCUGCUUUCCUGUCUGGGCUGCGGUGUGCCCAGCCGCUCAUCCGGGCCAAGUUUUUCGAGGUUUUUGACAACUCCAUGAAACGCCGGGUCUACGAGCGCCUGCUGUACGUGACCUGCUCCCAGAACUGGGAGGCCAUGGGGAACCACUUCUGGAUCAAGCAGUGCAUCGAGCUCCUCCUGGCCGUGUGUGAGAAGAGCACACCCAUUGGUACCAGCUGCCAGGGGGCCAUGCUUCCGGCCAUCACCAACGUCAUCAACCUGGCUGACAGCCACGACCGAGCCGCCUUCGCCAUGGUCACACACGUCAAGCAGGAACCUCGGGAGCGAGAGAACAGCGAGUCCAAAGAGGAGGAUGUGGAGAUAGAUAUUGAGCUGGCUCCCGGAGAUCAGACCAGCACGCCCAGAACCAAGGAGCUGUCCGAGAAGGACAUCGGGAACCAGCUGCAUAUGCUGACCAACAGACACGACAAGUUCCUUGAUACCCUCCGGGAAGUGAAGACUGGGGCGCUGCUGAGUGCCUUUGUCCAGCUGUGCCACAUCUCCACGACGCUGGCCGAGAAGACCUGGGUCCAGCUGUUCCCCAGACUGUGGAAAAUCCUCUCGGACAGACAGCAGCACGCGCUGGCGGGCGAGAUCAGCCCGUUCCUGUGCAGCGGCAGCCACCAGGUGCAGCGCGACUGUCAGCCCAGUGCGCUGAACUGCUUUGUGGAAGCCAUGUCCCAGUGCGUGCCCCCGAUCCCCAUCCGGCCCUGCGUCCUGAAGUACCUGGGCAAGACGCACAACCUCUGGCUGCGGUCCACGCUCAUGCUCGAGCACCAGGCCUUUGAGAAGGGCCUGAGCCUGCAGAUGAAGCCCAAGCAGACCGCGGAGUUCUACGAGCAGGAGAGCAUCACGCCGCCCCAGCAGGAGAUCCUGGACUCCCUCGCUGAGCUCUACUCCCUGCUCCAAGAGGAAGACAUGUGGGCCGGCCUGUGGCAGAAGCGGUGCAAGUACUCGGAGACGGCGACGGCCAUCGCCUACGAGCAGCACGGCUUCUUUGAGCAGGCACAAGAAUCGUAUGAGAAGGCGAUGGACAAAGCCAAGAAGGAGCACGAGAGGAGUAACGCGUCCCCGGCCAUCUUCCCCGAGUACCAGCUCUGGGAGGACCACUGGAUCCGGUGCUCUAAGGAGUUGAACCAGUGGGAAGCCUUGACGGAGUACGGCCAGUCCAAGGGACACAUCAACCCCUACCUGGUCCUGGAGUGCGCGUGGCGGGUGUCCAACUGGACUGCCAUGAAGGAGGCGCUGGUGCAGGUGGAAGUGAGUUGCCCGAAAGAGAUGGCUUGGAAAGUUAACAUGUACCGAGGAUACCUGGCCAUCUGCCACCCCGAGGAGCAGCAGCUCAGCUUCAUAGAGCGCCUGGUGGAGAUGGCCAGCAGCCUGGCCAUCCGCGAGUGGCGGCGGCUGCCCCACGUCGUGUCCCACGUGCACACACCCCUUCUGCAGGCAGCCCAGCAAAUCAUUGAACUCCAGGAAGCUGCUCAAAUAAAUGCCGGUCUCCAGCCAAGCAACCUGGGCAGGAACAACAGCCUGCACGACAUGAAGACGGUGGUGAAGACCUGGCGGAACCGGCUGCCCAUCGUGUCGGACGACUUGUCGCACUGGAGCAGCAUCUUCAUGUGGCGGCAGCACCAUUACCAGGGUAAACCCACCUGGUCCGGCAUGCACUCAUCAUCUAUCGUAACUGCGUAUGAAAAUAGCUCCCAGCACGAUCCGAGUUCCAAUAACGCCAUGCUUGGGGUCCACGCGUCAGCUUCAGCGAUCAUCCAGUACGGGAAGAUUGCCCGAAAGCAAGGGCUGGUCAACGUAGCUCUGGAUAUAUUAAGUCGCAUUCACACCAUUCCAACCGUUCCUAUCGUGGACUGCUUCCAGAAGAUUCGACAGCAAGUGAAAUGCUACCUGCAGCUGGCGGGCGUGAUGGGCAAAAAUGAGUGCAUGCAGGGCCUUGAAGUCAUUGAAUCUACAAACUUAAAAUACUUCACGAAAGAGAUGACAGCGGAGUUCUAUGCCCUGAAGGGGAUGUUUCUGGCUCAGAUCAACAAGUCCGAGGAGGCCAACAAGGCCUUCUCCGCAGCUGUGCAGAUGCAUGACGUGCUGGUGAAGGCCUGGGCCAUGUGGGGCGACUACCUGGAGAACAUCUUUGUGAAGGAGCGGCAGCUGCACCUGGGCGUGUCCGCCAUCACCUGCUACCUGCACGCCUGUCGCCAUCAGAACGAGAGCAAGUCGAGGAAGUACUUAGCCAAGGUGCUUUGGCUUCUGAGUUUUGAUGACGACAAAAACACCUUGGCAGAUGCCGUGGACAAGUACUGCAUCGGGGUGCCGCCCAUCCAGUGGCUGGCCUGGAUCCCCCAGCUGCUCACGUGCCUGGUCGGCUCCGAGGGGAAGCUGCUCCUGAACCUUAUUAGCCAGGUUGGACGCGUGUACCCCCAAGCCGUCUACUUCCCGAUCCGGACCCUGUACCUGACCCUGAAAAUAGAGCAGCGGGAGCGCUACAAGAGCGAUUCUGGACAGCAGCAGCCAAGUUCAGUGGGUAACCAGUCCCAUUCUGCAUCAGAUCCAGGGCCCAUAAGAGCGACAGCACCCAUGUGGCGCUGCAGCCGAAUCAUGCACAUGCAGCGGGAGCUCCACCCCACCCUUCUGUCUUCCCUGGAAGGCAUCGUCGACCAGAUGGUCUGGUUCAGAGAGAACUGGCACGAAGAGGUGCUGCGGCAGCUCCAGCAGGGCCUGGCGAAGUGCUACUCGGUGGCCUUCGAGAAGAGCGGGGCCGUGUCAGAUGCCAAAAUCACGCCGCACACGCUCAACUUCGUCAAGAAGCUGGUGAGCACGUUCGGGGUGGGCCUGGAGAACGUGUCCAACGUGUCCACCAUGUUCUCCAGCGCUGCCUCCGAGUCCCUGGCCAGGCGCGCGCAGGCCACGGCCCAGGACCCCGUCUUCCAGAAGCUCAAAGGCCAGUUCACGACUGAUUUUGACUUCAGCGUUCCGGGGUCCAUGAAGCUUCACAAUCUUAUUUCUAAAUUGAAAAAGUGGAUCAAGAUCCUGGAGGCCAAAACCAAGCAGCUUCCAAAAUUCUUCCUUAUAGAAGAAAAGUGCCGGUUUCUAAGCAACUUCUCGGCACAAACAGCUGAAGUGGAAAUCCCAGGGGAGUUUCUGAUGCCCAAGCCUACGCAUUACUACAUCAAGAUCGCACGGUUUAUGCCCAGGGUGGAGAUCGUGCAGAAGCACAACACGGCGGCCAGGAGGCUGUACAUCCGCGGGCACAACGGCAAGAUCUACCCGUACCUGGUCAUGAACGACGCCUGCCUCACGGAGUCGCGGCGCGAGGAGCGCGUGCUGCAGCUGCUCCGCCUGCUGAACCCCUGCCUGGAGAAGCGGAAGGAGACCACCAAGAGGCACCUGUUUUUCACAGUGCCCCGCGUGGUGGCUGUGUCCCCGCAGAUGCGCCUCGUGGAGGACAACCCCUCCUCACUGUCCCUCGUGGAGAUCUACAAGCAGCGCUGUGCCAAGAAAGGCAUCGAGCACGACACCCCCAUCUCCCGCUACUACGACAGGCUGGCCACAGUGCAGGCCCGGGGCACCCAGGCCAGCCACCAGGUCCUCCGGGACAUUCUCAAGGAGGUGCAGAGCAACAUGGUGCCCCGCAGCAUGCUCAAGGAGUGGGCCCUGCACACCUUCCCCAACGCCACGGACUACUGGACCUUCCGCAAGAUGUUCACCAUCCAGCUCGCGCUCAUCGGCUUCGCGGAGUUUGUGCUGCACCUCAACAGGCUCAACCCCGAGAUGCUGCAGAUCGCGCAGGACACCGGGAAGCUGAACGUCGCCUACUUCCGGUUUGACAUAAACGACGCGACCGGGGACCUGGACGCCAACCGCCCCGUCCCUUUCCGCCUCACGCCCAACGUCUCGGAGUUCCUGACCACCAUCGGCGUCUCCGGCCCGCUCACCGCCUCCAUGAUCGCCGUGGCGCGGUGCUUCGCCCAGCCGAACUUCAAGGUGGACGGCAUUCUCAAAACCGUGCUCCGGGAUGAGAUCAUCGCCUGGCACAAGAAGACGCAGGAGGACACGUCCUCCCCGCUGUCGGCCGCAGGGCAGCCCGAGAACAUGGACAGCCAGCAGCUGGUCUCCCUGGUGCAGAAGGCCGUCACGGCCGUCAUGACCCGCCUGCACAACCUGGCCCAGUUCGAGGGCGGGGAGAGCAAAGUGAACACGCUGGUGGCUGCGGCCAACAGCCUGGACAACCUGUGCCGCAUGGACCCCGCCUGGCACCCGUGGCUGUGACCGCCCGGGCUUCUGCCCGCCGGCUUGCAUACCCGGCUCGGUUGCUCCCCGAGGGUGUGGGGGGCCCAGCACAGCGCGCUCUCACGUCUCACGGAAGCAGGGCGCCGUCAGCCACUGCUUCAUGGCUCUGUUUAUGGUGCCCUCCCGCUGCGUGUGCACAGGCCGUGCACGAGAGUGAUUGUAACCCUCCCAGAAGUCACCGCCACAGCGGCCCGGCCUGAGUGCACGGGCUGCGCUGUGAGGUCAGCAGCAGGACGCCCAGGACGACCGCACUGGACCAGACGGAGCUGGCCUGGGGAUCUCGGCGAGCGUCGGCGAAGCCGCGCCACCCCGCGGGACCCCCUUCCUGGCCGUCUGGGGUCCGCGUUGAGCUGGGUGAAGCCGAGUGAGCGGGCUGGCCGCUUCCUGUCGCCAGCUCUCGUGUUUAGUAGGCAUUGACAGACAUUGUGCCUCAUGGAUCACUCUCCUCCGUAAUUUAAAAAGAAGAAACAGGAGUUUGUUAACUCUGGUCUUUCUGUUAAGCUCACGUUUUUAUAAAUCUGAACAUCAAGAAUGUUCUAUCUAAAUUUGUACAGCGUGAUUUUUUUAGAAUAAAUAUUUUAUAAAAGGA